Brassica napus (rape) is the source of this 759-nucleotide messenger RNA. RefSeq lists its product as uncharacterized. NCBI's taxonomy places the organism in Eukaryota, Viridiplantae, Streptophyta, Magnoliopsida, Brassicales, Brassicaceae. The record is from RefSeq and is a predicted model, not a curated record. Bases 1 to 759 code for a protein of 252 amino acids. The transcript has 2 exons.
AUGCCAGUGACAAAAAGGGAUCAUGGGUAUGGCGGAAACUGCUCAAACUUAGACCCAUUGCAUACGAAUGCAUUCGGUUCGAGGUUCGAAAUGGGGAAACAGUGCAUUUUUGGUUCGAUAACUGAGACUCCACGGCCGGUAGCUACUGCAGGGCAAAAUAUAGCUCUAUGGAGACAUGACCAGGAUGAUUUCAAACCAUACUUCUCAGCUACCAAGACUUGGAACUGCCUGAGAGUUAAGAAGACAAAGCUUCCUUGGCAUUGUAUUGUGUGGUUCCCUCAGGCCAUACCCCGGCAAUCCUUCAUGGUAUGGUUAGCUUUCAAGGACAGAUUAUCAACAGGCACUAGAAUGAGAGAAUGGGGAAUGGAGCAAUGCUGUGUCUACUGCAGAGAGAAAGAUGAAAGCAGAGAUCAUUUGUUUUUCGCUUGCCCUUAUACCUUCACAGUUUGGAUGAAUGAAGCAGAGAAAUUACUUGGUCCAGCGAUAACACCGGACUGGGAAGAUACAGUCACCUCCCUGUUACGCCAGAACAGGAGCAGACUCGAUGCUAUACUCCUCCGCUUAGUUUUCCAAACAACCAUUUAUAUGCUGUGGAAGGAGAGGAACUCAAGACGGCAUGGAGGUAUGUGUGCACCUGUGGAUACAACUACUAAGGCCAUUGGGAAUAUGGUCAAGAAGCGCAUCUCAUCUUUGAAGUAUAGGGGAAACCAUAAGCUGAGCGGCCUACUUGUGAGAUGGUUUACUGUCUACACAUAUUAG